Messenger RNA from Penicillium taxi, 2655 nucleotides. RefSeq names its product putative cell wall proline rich protein. Bases 1 to 2655 code for a protein of 884 amino acids. Lineage: Eukaryota; Fungi; Ascomycota; Eurotiomycetes; Eurotiales; Aspergillaceae. The record is from RefSeq and is a predicted model, not a curated record. The transcript has a single exon.
AUGGCCUCAAUUUCCCUUCCCCCGUCUCGGUCGGACUUCUCUCAGCACUUCAACACCACUGUUGAUUCAAGCCACCGCCUGAGUAUGCCCGCACCAAUACCUAAUCCACAUUUUGUUUUUCCCGCACGAGAUUCGGAGCCACAUUCCAAGUCCAACUCCAACUCCAAUUCGGGGGCCCAGGCCCGACCAGCUCUUCCCGCUUUUUCAUUCAAUCCCGGAUCGGACCACUCCCUACAGCCAACAACACACAUACCGUCCCGACUCAACGGUCACCGACGACGACACAGUGAAUUUAUUGGAGGCGAUCUUCUAGUGGCACCGAUAGCGGAUGACAAACGGGAAGAACCAACCACCCCCGUACUAUCGACUUCGCCAACGGCUCCGACAGGUCCUAGCCCUGGAAGGGGCCCUCCUAGGCGAGGUCACCACGCCCACCGUCGCUCAACUGCAGUCUCUGGUGUCGAUCUUCUAGCGAUUCAGAAAGCGAUCGGAAGUGCGCCCCCUACUGGCGAUCGCUUGCUAGACCCUGGGCAUGAAGACAUCUCCAAGCCGCUUUCUUACUCGGCUGGAAGCCUAGGACGCCCAUCCCCUCCAGCGUCUCCUCAAUUCGCCCCUUCUUCGUCUCAUAUCCCUCCUGUACCGUUAGUCCCAGCCAUCAUCCACAUCCAGCCUCCUCCCUCAAGCGACCAUGACAUACAGAUUGGACGCCCUAGGCCCCCUCCCUCCCCAUCUCUUUCUUCCUCUUCUGAAAAGCCGCUCACCCCAACCUUUGCCCCAUCAUCACAAUUAGAGUCUCUUACUCCACCGUCAAAUUGUGGUCUGGAGCGUCGCAAAUCGUCAUUGACGCGGCCGAAAACUGCCGAUGCAUCCUUGGCCCUCAAUUUCUUGCAGAGCCAGAAGCCAUCGGAGGGACUUUCGGUCAAACGCUCGAAAUCGACUGGACACUCUCGCUCGCGCAAGAGCAAGUCUACGGGGAAUCUCGACACCAUGCUCGCGAUCGACGAUGUGCACUCUACUGACAAUUCUCGAGUUUCAUAUUCUGACGAUGGUUCUGAAACCUGGAGUGACAACGACCACGAGGAAGAAGAAGCCGCCAAGAAAUCACGGAAGUACAAAAAGAAACAAAAGCGCGUUCGCUCGUGGGCUGGUGCCAUCCUGACCCGAGGCAAAGGCAAGCGGCACUCGAAACCUGAAACAGUACCGUCAAGGGCUCCCGUUCUGGCCCCUGCCCCUCCGGCACUUCAGCUUACACGAACCAACUCUGAAGUAGGCUCCGUUAUGGAGGUCGACUUUGACAAUGACGAUGUCGUCGUUAUUCGUACUCCCACCAACACCGAAGCUCCUGUUUCGGCAGCCGAACGGGCUGGAGAUGAGAGCUCGCCUCCUGCGCCCACUUUGGAAAAUUCAUGGAAGCCUCAAAGCUUCUAUGAACAAAGUGCUCAGGAAUACGAUAUGCUCAGUAGCCCAAUCAUCGACCUCGAUGCUGCCCUGGGCCCCUUCAACACCCCCGACAUGAGAUCCAUUGCCGACUUCCCGAGCAAGUUUUCUGUGGCAACCCAGCGCAUGUACAGUGGUGGCCGCCGCGGUGAAUUCGUUGGUCCAGAGAUGCGCUAUCAUCGUCGCACUGAAUCUGCGCCGGCGAUGCAACCCUUUGAUCGCAAUUCGUUGGGCUUAACCCGUCUUUGCGGGAAAAGUUCCCUCGAAGCCGCAGAUGUUUUCUACGAAGAGGAAGAGGACGCUUUCCUUGCUGCCAAUCAGUCGCCUAGGAAAGUAGAAACUCGACCCGCUAGUCCAACAAUUGCUUCCACUCUUGACGACGAUAACAUGUCAGUGGAUAGUGACGACACUGCUGAAACACUGACUCGGGCGCCUGUGACCUCUGAGCCCGCUUCUGAUUCGAAACCUAGCUCUCUCAAAAAUGAAGGUCUUGGUAUCCAGUCGAUUGAAAACGCCACAGCUCCCAUAGAUGUUCCAGUGGUCGGACGACGCUCACCUCAUUUGUUUGGUCGCCGACCCCGAACUCCGUUGGAGGCUUUGAAGGCGGAAGAAUUAGCCCAUGGACGGGGUCUCCCCAGUCCUGACGUCUCCCCUCGCUGCUUCUUGGCUGUCGACAAACGACCUUCCACGUCACCUAAUGAAUUGACAGCCAGUAUCCCGUCCUUCUCUCUGUCUGCUGGGGUCUCGCCUUCGGACUCGUCAUUCCCAUCUCCCGAUCCUCGACGAUCCUUAGGUGACCGUCACUUCUUGACCAACUCUUUCAACGACCUCCCCUCGGAUCAUCCUUACGCGUCAGUUGAGGAUGUUCCCUCCCUCACGAGCAGCGCAUCUACCAUGACCAAUACCAUGCACCGUUUCUCUAGUUCGUUCCUACGGCAUGCUCGUCUAUCAACAGACCGUGCCGCUUCCUUUUCGGCCGUUCGACGAACCAGUCAGGCGAAUACCUCCAAGAGGUCUAGCCUGGUUAGUCUUUCCAAACUUGUCGGUUCCAGCUCCGAGCGAAGCAAACUUUCCCAGGAGGCAAAACCUCCAGGAGACUCGCUCGAACGUUCCAAGAAGAAGAGUCACCGACUCAGCAAGCUCAUGCACUUUUGGAAAAUCAAGGACAAGGAAAAGCACAGCAUGGAUGCGGCCGCGCCUUUCGAACGGCCGCAAUGA